Umbelopsis ramanniana AG is the source of this 1539-nucleotide messenger RNA. RefSeq lists its product as uncharacterized. Gene Ontology annotation, cellular component: SWI/SNF complex; NuA4 histone acetyltransferase complex. NCBI's taxonomy places the organism in Eukaryota, Fungi, Mucoromycota, Umbelopsidomycetes, Umbelopsidales, Umbelopsidaceae. The coding region runs from base 43 to 1452 and encodes 469 amino acids. Gene Ontology annotation, biological process: regulation of transcription by RNA polymerase II. Gene Ontology annotation, molecular function: chromatin binding. The record is from RefSeq and is a predicted model, not a curated record. The transcript has 9 exons.
CAUUUUUCAAUAGCAACCUACUAUAUUUAAUUCACUGCACACAUGGUGACUUACGGUGGUGACGAAGUUAAUGCCUUGGUUCUAGACGUUGGCAGCACAUGGACUCGUGCAGGUUACGCAGGUGAAGACACGCCAAAAGCAAUCUUCCCUUCUUCAUACGGAGUGAUUGAAACAGAAAGCACGGAACCAAAUUCGCAAAACGGCCAUGAUCAACCUGAAGCAGCUGAUCCAGAUACAGAAAUGACAGACGCACGUACCCCUAACGGCGAUGCAGCAGCUAAGGCGGAAGAUGCUGCGACCUCUGGACCAAAGAAAGUACGAAAAUAUUACAUUGGAGACGGAGAGGUCAACACCUGGAGACAGAAUAUGGAAAUCAGGAACCCUUUGAAGGACGGACUGGUUGAGGAUUGGGAAGGUUUUGAGGAAAUAUGGAAAUCUGCUUUCCACCAGCGGUUACGAAUCGAUCCAACCGAACAUCCCUUGUUGUGCACAGAGCCUGCUUGGAACCCGUCUGAGAAGCGCGAAAAACUAGUGGAACUCGCUUUCGAAACAUUCAAUUUCCCUGCUUUUUACCUUGCUAAAGAUGCAGUCAUGUCAGCAUUCUCAGUCGGUCGAGCCACUGCCCUUGUUCUGGAUUCCGGCGGCAGCACCACCAGCGCCAUCCCUGUGUAUGAUGGCUUGGUCUUGAAGAGAGGCAUUUUGAGACAACCAAUAGGCGGUAAUGUGGUGUCAGCGCAGAUUAUGGAAGAGCUUAAGCGCAGCCUUGAUUACUCUGUCACACCUCAGUAUCUUAUCGGUGAAAAGGAAGCUACUGAUCCUGGCCAACCUCCCAAGUUCAAAGCAAAGGAUCGCCCUAAUACUACAGACAGUUUCCAUCAACUGCAACAAGAGCGAGCCAUUCAUGAAUUUAAGGAGACGGUAUGCCAAGUGGCCGAAACGCCAUAUGAUGAAGACGUUUUAGCUGCUAGACCACAAAAGCCAUUUGAAUUCCCAGAUGGAUUCAACAACACCUUUGGAAUAGAACGAUUCAGAGCUACUGAACUCCUCUUCCAACCCCGUUCCUAUCUGACCAAGCCUGGUACCGAAGGUGCUUACGGUGCUACAUUCACACAACAACAAAUCGAUGCCAGUCUUGGUAUUCAUCAGCUUAUUUUCAACAGUAUCUGCGGCUGUGAUAUUGAUCUUCGUCCACUGUUGUUCAACAAUGUUGUGGUGACGGGCGGCAACACACUGUUCCCUGGAUUUGUGGAGCGACUCAACUAUGAGCUUCCUGGACUGGCGCCAGGUAGUAAAAUCAAGAUCCACGCCGCUGGCACAUCGACUGACCGCAGAUGCAGUAGCUGGCUUGGUGGUUCUAUUCUUGCAUCUCUAGGAACCUUCCACCAACUCUGGAUAUCCAAGGCAGAAUACGAAGAAUCAGGCGCCUCCAUUGUUGAAAGCAAAUGCUUCUAAGCUUGUUAUAAAAUGUUUUUAGAAACCCGUUGUCAUUGGUGUUACGCCUGUUUCUUUACAAUAAAAACUCUCAAUUUCGUGUCGGUC